Messenger RNA from Orycteropus afer afer, 948 nucleotides. RefSeq names its product N-alpha-acetyltransferase 80, NatH catalytic subunit (gene NAA80). The transcript has 2 exons. Gene Ontology annotation, cellular component: cytoplasm. The record is from RefSeq and is a predicted model, not a curated record. Gene Ontology annotation, biological process: protein acetylation. NCBI's taxonomy places the organism in Eukaryota, Metazoa, Chordata, Mammalia, Tubulidentata, Orycteropodidae. Gene Ontology annotation, molecular function: N-acetyltransferase activity; acetyl-CoA binding. Bases 40 to 948 code for a protein of 302 amino acids.
CCAGCCAAGUUGACCCCAACCCCAGAACUUGUAUACUGGAUGAAGCUGAUCUUGAAGCCCAGCCCAGCCAAGCUGACCCUGGAUCCUGCAUGCCAACCAGAGUUGACCUUGGAUCCCUCACACCAACCAGAACUGACUCUGAGCCCCAAGCUAGCUGAGCUGACCCCAAGUCCUACAUGCCAUCCAGAGAUGACCCUCAAUCCUGGCACAGCUGAGAUGAUUCCGGAUCCAACACACCAGCCAAAGACUCUAAUACCAAACAUGGCUGAGCUGACCCUGGAGCCUGUGCACUGCCGGCCUGAGCUCCUGGAUGCCUGUGCUGACCUCAUCAAUGAGCAGUGGCCUCGCAGCCGAGCCUCCCGCCUGCACUCCCUGGGCCAGUCCUCAGACGCCUUCCCUCUCUGCCUGAUGCUGCUGAGCCCUCACCCCAUGCCUGAGGCAGCCCCUAUCGUGGUGGGCCAUGCCCGCCUGUCACGGGUGCUGGACAGGCCCCAGAGCCUCCUGGUGGAGACAGUUGUGGUAGCUCGGGCCCUAAGGGGCCAUGGCUUUGGCCGUUGUCUCAUGGAGGGCCUGGAGGUCUUUGCCAAGGCCCGGGGCUUCUGCCGACUGCACCUCACUACCCAUGAUAAGCUGAACUUUUACGCCCACCUGGGCUACCAGCUGAGUGAUCCUGUGCAGGGCCUGGUCUUCACCAGUCGAGGACUGCCCACUAGCCUUCUCAGUGCCUUUGCCAGGGCCUCCUACCCCCAGCCACCCUGCAAGGCCCCCAGCCUGACUUCCCAAGCUGCCCCAAGAGCUCCCAAGAAGCCCCCAUUGCCACCACCCCCACCCCUGCCUCAGCCCCCAGUCACCCUAGCCCCAGCAGUCUCCUCCCCACAAAGCCUACUGGAGACACGAUAUCGAGACCUAAAGGGUCGUCCCAUCUUCUGGAUGGAGAAGGACAUCUAA